GUAGCACCACUGGCGGAAGACAGGUGAAAGUAUCGAUACCAGGUUUUAAACCUCGCAAAAUCAUGUAGCUGUUCUGUCGUCACCAUAAAGGAGCUUUGUGAGGGGAAAAACACGGUUUUAAAUUCACCCCGUGAGGCAAUGUAACUACUGUACCGAGUUCAGUCAGCUGUUAAGAUCACCCUAGGAUUUCCAUAUGUCAGCUGGAAACGGGUCAGCCUCCCGCUUUGAUCGGGUCAGAGAUAUGCCUCACUAUGAUCAGGUGCCCAUCGGCUCACUGCCGUGGGGCCAGCAGGUUCCUUACCCUCUUGGUGGUGAAGUGGCGGAAUCAAGCUAUGACAGUUUACCACCACCUCCACUUCCCGAACACGCUCCUGUUGGUCCAGAUUUCUACCCGAGUGAUGUUGAAGACCAGGUGGAUGAUGCUAUGGACAUCAAACCCAUCCGACGCUUUAUUCCUGACUCUGUGAAGAAUUUCUUCAGAGCCAGUGGCAACCAAGGCAGCAAGAAAUGGACCUUUCCUCCACCACCGCCUGAUGUGAACACCACCACCGAAGGCGUCCCGUGCUCCCCUCCACCAUCACCUACAGCCCCCAGCUCUUACCUAGACCCUUUUGGAGGGUCUGGAGGCAGCUACAAUUCAAGGAAGGAGCAGGCGAUGUUAUUAGGAGAGCCACUGGAAUCGGUUUCUGGACGCUCUCUGCAGACGGCUAUGACUUACAGUGAGAAGGUGGAGGACUACAAUCUGCGCUACGCGUACAUGAAGUCCUGGGCCGGACUUUUGCGCAUUUUGGGAUGCGUGGAGUUGCUUUUGGGGGCUGCUGUUUUUGCUUGCGUCUGUGCAUACGUGCACAAGGAUAAUGAGUGGUUUAAUAUGUUUGGCUAUUCAAUGCAUCAGAUGUAUGGGGGAGCGUAUGGAGGAUCAACAAUGGGUGGGAUGUAUGGAGGAACUGGGAUUUCGUACUCAGGACCCUUGACUCCUUUUGUCAUCGUGGUGGCUGGAUUGGCCUGGAUAGUGACUGUCAUUCUAGUAGUGUUAGGAAUGACCAUGUAUUAUCGUACCAUUCUACUCGACUCAAGCUGGUGGCCAAUCACGGAGUGUGUGAUAAACUUGUCAUUAGGAUUGCUCUACUUGAUAGGUGCAAUUGUGUAUGUGCGAGACACCGUCCGUGGAGGUCUCUGCUAUUAUCCACACUUCAACGCUGGGCCCAAUGCAGGGUUUUGCCGAACGGAGGCUGGGCAGAACGCUGCCAUCAUCUUCCUUUUUUUCAACAUGCUGUUGUAUUUUGUGGGAGCAGGCGUGUGUCUAAAGCUGUGGAGACAUGAAGCUGCAAGGAUGCGCAGAGAAAGACUGGGCCAAGAUAUGAAAUCAGCAGCACUACCACUUAAUAUGAUUGAUGCUGGGUCAAGCGUCUCUGUGCCCAUCCGAACUGCUCCAGUAAUGGCCAAUCCAGAUUCAUUUGAUGGCACACCAGUCCCUCCAGUUAUGAUGGAACCAGAGAUAUUAAGGGGUCAUAUCCCUGCUGGCCACAUCCCCAAACCUGUGGUCAUUGCAGAUUACGUGGCGAAAUAUCCCACAAUUCGCUCUGACGAGGAGAGGGAGCGAUACAAGGCUGUGUUUAAUGACCAGUAUGCAGAGUAUAAAGAGAUUCAUACUGAGGUUCAGGUCUUAACGAAGAAGUUUGAUGAAAUGGAUAACAUGAUGAGGAAUCUACCACAACAGCCAUCCAGCCAAAUGGAACAAGAAAGAAUCAAAAGCAUUAUUCAAGAGUAUAACAGAAAAAAGGCUGAUCCAACGUACCUGGAGAAAAAAGAGAGAUGUGAAUAUCUGAAGAAUAAACUUGCUCACAUAAAGCAGAAAAUUCAGGAGUAUGACAAAGUUAUGGACUGGAAUGAUGGUUACAGCUAAACAGAACUCCAAUAUAUUUUCAAAGUUUAUCAUGAACUUUAUAGAGGUCCUCCUCAGAAAAGAAGUGACUGGCAGAAACAAAAAUGACUAUUUCUUCAGGAAUUUAGUGUUUGGCUUGGUCUCGGUUGGUAUUAAAAUAAUUUCAUAUUGAAUUCAAUAGAGCAAAGGAGCAUACUGGAGGACAUCUACAACUUAAAGCACAGCAAUGAAGAAGUUACAUGAAUCAACCGAAUGCAAGUUACUAAGUUACUGACGUCAUGUGGAGCAACAUUUAAAUUGCAAUCAUAUAUAUAUAUAUAUAUAUAUAUAUAUAUAUAUAUAUAUAUAUAUAUAUUUUAGAAGUAGGAAUCUUCCUGCAGGUUCAUUGGAGAAUAUAAUGUAAAUAGCCCUUAAAGUGGUAAUUGUUGAAUAUCAAUAUCUCUGAUCUUGAAUUUCUUGGUAUAUUUAUUAGUUUUUAUUAGUUUUUUUUUUUUAGUUUAUUAAUAGUUUCACUUUUGUGUAUUUUAUACAGACAUGUGUGUGUUUUGUGUACAUUUUGUAUUAUCUUAUGUGUAUCAGCCUUUUAAACUGAUUGUGAAAGUAGAUACAAAUAAAUAUGCCUGCCUCCACA
This is a messenger RNA of Pimephales promelas (fathead minnow), 2516 nucleotides long. RefSeq names its product MARVEL domain containing 2b (gene marveld2b). Gene Ontology annotation, cellular component: cytoplasmic vesicle; bicellular tight junction; apical plasma membrane. The record is from RefSeq and is a predicted model, not a curated record. Gene Ontology annotation, biological process: bicellular tight junction assembly. NCBI's taxonomy places the organism in Eukaryota, Metazoa, Chordata, Actinopteri, Cypriniformes, Leuciscidae.